Messenger RNA from Sinocyclocheilus anshuiensis, 1141 nucleotides. NCBI's taxonomy places the organism in Eukaryota, Metazoa, Chordata, Actinopteri, Cypriniformes, Cyprinidae. The record is from the annotation of a RefSeq genome assembly.
AUGGCAAGCCUACGAAAAACACACCCCCUUAUCAAAAUCGCCAACAACGCACUAAUUGAUCUACCAACACCAUCUAACAUUUCAGCAUGGUGAAACUUUGGGUCUCUCCUGGGGCUAUGCCUAGUCACCCAAAUCCUGACCGGAUUAUUUCUAGCCAUGCACUAUACCUCAGAUAUUUCAACUGCAUUCUCAUCAGUAGCCCACAUCUGCCGAGACGUCAACUACGGCUGACUAAUCCGAAACACCCACGCUAACGGAGCAUCAUUCUUCUUCAUCUGCAUCUACAUACACAUUGCUCGAGGCCUGUAUUACGGAUCGUAUCUUUAUAAAGAAACCUGAAACAUCGGCGUAGUUCUCCUGCUAUUAGUUAUAAUAACAGCCUUUGUCGGCUACGUACUACCAUGGGGACAAAUAUCUUUCUGGGGCGCCACAGUAAUUACAAACCUCCUAUCUGCCGUGCCGUACACAGGAAACAUGUUAGUCCAAUGAGUCUGGGGGGGAUUCUCAGUAGAUAACGCAACACUAACACGAUUCUUCGCAUUUCACUUCCUACUACCAUUUAUCGUCACCGCCGCAACCAUCCUCCACCUGCUAUUUCUACACGAAACAGGAUCAAACAAUCCAAUCGGGCUGAACUCAAGCGCGGACAAAAUCUCUUUCCACCCAUAUUUCACGUACAAAGACCUACUAGGGUUCGUAAUUAUACUACUAACUUUAAUCUUACUAACACUAUUCUCCCCCAGCCUGCUGGGGGACCCAGAAAACUUUACGCCCGCCAACCCCCUAGUUACUCCUCCACACAUUAAGCCAGAGUGAUACUUCUUAUUUGCCUACGCCAUCCUCCGGUCAAUCCCAAACAAACUUGGAGGUGUCCUUGCACUACUAUCCUCUAUCUUAGUCCUAAUAAUUGUGCCGCUAUUACACACCUCAAAACAGCGAGGACUAACAUUCCGCCCAAUCUCCCAGUUCUUAUUCUGAGCCCUAGUAGCAGACAUAGUUAUUCUAACGUGGGUUGGAGGCAUACCAGUUGAACACCCAUUUAUCAUUAUUGGACAAAUUGCGUCCCUACUGUACUUUGCAUUAUUCCUCCUUUUUAUGCCACUAGCCGGGUGGUUAGAAAAUAAAGCACUACAAUGAGCUU